AAUCCCGAUGGAUCCGACGAGGCGAUUCAUCCCCGGUCUCUUCUUCUUCUUCUUCUUCUUCUUCUUCCUCCUCGCUCCGCUUCCAUAAUCCGACGAUCGAAAUGCCCGGUUCGAAUUCGCUUCCGACUCUCGUCUUCAUCCCGAAGGCUCCACGAGCUGCCAUUUCUUCCCCUCCCCGCGUCAUUCGAUCAAGCACCGAGAGCGCACGCCUCUGUUCUCUGACGCGAUCGCCGAAUCCGGGUCCCUUCUGAACCCUACCCGAGGUAAGCGGACGUGGGUGUCUCUCUAUUUUUCUUUCCUCGGGAAGUCUGUGUCGUGAUUUGAAGAUUUUCGAGGGAUGAACUACCAAGGGGCUGGAUUCUUUCCGGACGAGGUAAUCACUCGGAUUCUUUCCAGAUUGCCCAUUAAGUGUCUGUUCAGGGCUAGGGCCGUUUGCAAGGUCUGGCGUAAGCUGUUGUCGGAGGAUUACUUUGUCCGUCUCUACAAUGAAGCGUCUGUCAGGGACUCCAUGGUGGUGGUGGAGGUCUCCGAGUCGUUGGAAUCGGUGCCGACCUUCAUUUGUGUCGAUAGUUCGAGGGGUGUUUCUGAAUUCUCCCUCGGUUUCUUGAAUGAUAGAGUUAAGGUCAGGGCUUCGUGCAAUGGCUUGCUUUGUUGUUCGAGCAUUCCUGAUAAGGGUGUUCACUAUGUCUGCAAUCCCGUGACUAGGGAGUUUAGGUUGCUUCCGAGGAGGGAGAGGCCGAUGAAUAGGUUUCAUCCGGAUGGCGAGGCUACUCUGGUCGGUUUGGCUUGCGAUUUGUGUGCGCAGACCUUCAGCGUCGUGCUGGCGGGUUACCACCGGACUUUCGGCCACCGGACUGAUGGGACGUUUAUUUGUUUUGUGUAUGAUUCGGAAUCGAACAAGUGGAGGAGGAUCGUCUCUUUUCAAGACGAUCAUUUCACGCAUAUGAACAAGAACCAGGUCGUGUUUGUUAAUGGGGCGCUUCACUGGUUGACGGGUAGCUUCUCCUGUAUUCUUGUACUUGAUUUGCAUUAUGACAUCUGGAGGAAGAUGUCCUUGCCAGAGCAGCUAAGUUGUGGAUCAGGGAAUAGGCUUUAUCUGUUAGAGCUGGAUGGGUGCCUAUCGAUAAUUCAGAUCUCAGAGGGCUGGUUGAACAUUUGGGUGUUGAAGGAUUAUGAGAUGGAGAAUUGGCAAAUGGUUGAUAGGGUUAGUCUAAGAUGUAUCAGAGGUUUGGUGCCGGGCAUUUUCCCGAUAAGUCAGACGAGUGAAUAUUUAUUUUUGGCCUCUCAUAAGCAGGUAUUGGUGUAUCAACGAAAGAGUAGAGUGUGGAAAGAGAUGUACUCUGUGAAGAACGGGUCGACGCUCCCCUUGUGGUUUUCAGCCCAUGCGUUUCGUAGCGUGAUCUUAUCUUGUAAAUGAGUUCACUAGUUCAUCUCGUGAAAGUGUGUACAUACUGGUAGCAGGUAUUGCUAUUGGAUUGGCUGCUCAUUGCACGCGGAAACCUUUUUAGUGAUGGUUUUCGAGAAGGAAAAUCAUGUUCUCACAUCAAAGUUCAGGAGGGUGGAUUGCCUUUUAAGAUGUAAGCUUGUUGUCAUUAUGCUUUUACGUGGUGUCCUGGGACUAUUGGAGCGAUAGAGCAAUUUUUCCGUGGUAUUCAAAUGU
Molecule: messenger RNA, 1660 nt
Organism: Rhodamnia argentea
Lineage: Eukaryota; Viridiplantae; Streptophyta; Magnoliopsida; Myrtales; Myrtaceae
Product: F-box protein At5g49610
Exons: 2
Coding region: 338-1417 (359 amino acids)
Molecular function (GO): protein binding
Source: RefSeq, a predicted model, not a curated record